CACGAAGGAAAACGAAAGUAAAAGACAAGUUAGAUAAGGACUUUCCACGAAAACGCCUAUCAGUAGCAGCUGAAGUACUUAGCAGUAUGACAGUGAACAUGUUUAUUAUUGCACCAUGAACGAUGUAUCAGGAUGAAAGUGAAGACCAACCUGAUGAAACCUUAAAUGGUAAUUUGCCCAUAGUAGAUAGACAUUCAAAUCUUGUAUCUGCUACAUAUAUUCAAGAAGAAAAUUUGGAACCUUUUCCUGACUUGAGUUACUUGGAACCAGCUGUUGUACCUGAUAUAACGGAAAACCUGAUCACCGAUAUUGACAGCUGGAAAGAGGAAGUUAAUCAGGAACUAGUCAGAAAAAAACAACUAUCAACAAUACACAAAUAUCCACAGACAAUAAAGAUGGAUGGACACAGUGGACAAGAAAAUUUAUGCUCUUGUGAAGGGAGUAUAAAACAGCAUGGACGUGGGUCACCAGAUAAUACUAUGAACCCCCAAAAUGCCAAGGCAAAUACUGAUGAUAGCCAAAGUCAUGAUGAUGAAGAAACUUACCACUCAUUGCCAAGUGAUGAUGAUGAUGAUGAUUGCCAUAACCAUAGUUUAAGAAGUACAGACAAUGGUAUAAAUAUAGAUGGUGAAAAAAUACGGAACAAGGAUGAUGAUGAUGAUGACAAUGGUGAUGAUCGUAGUAUGAGAGAUACAGACAAUGGUAUAAAUAUAGGUGGUGAAAAAAUAUGCAACAAUGAUGAUGAUGAUGAUGAUGAUGAUGAUGAUGAUGAUAAUGAUGAUGAUAUUGUAAUAACCACUAUUCAUAAGGAUAGAGGUAAUAGCAGUACUUGUAGUAAGGGCGAUGAUGAUCCCAGUACAAAUAAAAAUGGUUUAGAUCAUGAAUUGAAUAAUUGCCACACAGAAGACAAGUAUCAAAGUCAUGAUAAGACUACCUCUAAACAGUCACUUAAUACACCUGCUACUGGACAAUUACCUAACAGACCUGUUACUGAACUACCACCUUGCAGACCUGUUACUGAACAAUCACCUAACAGACCUAAUACUGCACCAUCACCUAAUAGACCUGAUACUGCACCUGUUACUGAACUAUCAGCUAAUAGAUUUAAACAUGGAGAAUACAUACCUGCUACACCAUACCCACCGAUGGCACGACCUGUCAAUCCUAACUUGAGUCCAUGGCCAUUCACUGGAACUCCGUAUCAGUUUCCUUAUCCUCGAUAUGAACCUAUGUAUAAUAUGCCAUCACAUUACAAUUCUAAUAUGACACCUUGUCCUAAUAACCGGUAUCAGUCUGGAUAUGGAUCUAUGAAUUCAGUAUCAGAUGCCUCUCCAGUCAGUACAAAAGUAGCAGGUUAUAAACAACCUCCAUGGGAUAUAACAACAUCUACAUCUGGUAAUACACCAAUAGAACAACCAGACAAAAUACAACAACCUACAUCUGAUAUAUCAACAUCUCAAUCUGGUAAUACACCAAAAGAACAACCAGACAAAAUACAACAACUAGAUACUCCCAAUAAACAGUUGACAUCUGCUGUUGAUUCAAGUUCAACAAAAUGUCCCCCUGCCAACAAUUUAUCAAGCUUGGCAGAAAAUACAAUCAAAUCUGAUGAAGAUUGUAAUGAAGAUAAAUGUAAAGUUGUGCUGGUAGAAAUAGUUAAUGAUGAUGAUACUCUAACUACGGAUGCUGUUAGAUUAAAUCUUGAAAAUAAAAAGAAAGGUGGUCCAAUACUGGAGGUGAAACAUAAUAGAAAAACAAACAGUUUUCUAGUUGUCUUUGAAAAGCAAAAAGUUGCUGAAAAAGUUGUACUUAAUGCUACAAAUAUACAUGAUGUAAAAGCUAAAUUCAGUAUGUACAAUGACGAUCCAGACAAAUUCUGCGAUAAGGAAGAAGCAUUUGAAGUUGCGGUAGAUAAAAAUGAUAAAUAUCUGGCAAAAUAUAUACAGGCAAAGAACAUUUCAAGUAAAAAAAUGAUGGAAGAACUCGAAAACAUUGGAUGUCAAUAUACAUCUGUGAAAGCACAAGCAAAUCAGUUGGUCUUUUCUUUGAUGACUCUAGAGUAUGUGAAGGACAUCAAGGCCAAAAAACAAGAAGUUCAACAAAUUCUAGAAAAUAUAAUGAAACCUCUUUGUACACAAACAAUUCCAGUUCCAGAUGGUAUCAACAUUCACUUACACAUAAAUGCAAUGAAAAAUGACCCAAAAAUAUCUGCCAGAGCCUCAUUUAUAUAUGAAGGGAAAACUCUAUAUAUUGUUGGCAGAGAAAAGAAAGUUGCCAAUUGUUAUAAGAAAUGCAAGGAUAUCAUUUUACAGGAGGAGGAAGAUAUGAAACAGAAACAACUCAAAGUGGAGAAAGUGGAAAAGAAACCAACUGAAAUUAAUUUUUUCCGCAAAUUCCUUCUUGGCAGCAGAGAAAUGGAAAAGUGGUCAAAAAUAACGAUAAAUUUUGAAGAAGAUUACAUAUGUCUUAAAGGCCCUGAAUCUGAAACUAAAGGCAUGAAACUGUUCAUAUUAGAACAGUUUCAUCGUCUUCAUAGCAGUGAAUUGUUCAGAGAUGAAACCAUCAUUCUGGAAUUUCUGAAUAAUACCCGUACACAAGAUAAAAUUGAAACGAAACUGAAAGUAGCAAAUAUAAACUGUUCUGUAGGUGUUGAAGGUACAAAAGUCGUACUGGUAACGCAAGACAGUGAUCAAGACAAAAGAAGAGCUAGAGAUCUAAUACAGAAAGAAAUUAGUUCAAAAUCAGUUGAGUUACCAAAUAAAAAAAUGUUUAAAUCAGAAGAUUGGAGAGAAUUAGUAAAAUCCUUAAAAGAUAACAACAAGGAUGAUAUUGAGAUGCAGACAAAUCCAGAAACUCUGCGUUUGACAGUAACAGGGUUUUCCAACAAGGUAGAUUCUGCUAUACAACAAAUAGAAAAACACUUAGAUUGCCACACUGUAUUAACGGAACGAUAUCAUGCUGCUGAUGAAAACAGGAUGAAAUUUCUACAGCAAUAUCAAUCACAAACAGUUGAACAAAUGCUGUCAGAGUUCCAUGUAUCCAUAAAGUUCUCAGAAAUGUCAUGUGAAUUAAAAGGAACUGCUCAAGGAAUAGAAAAGGCUAAAGCUCAGCUUGGAAUGGAAUGUAGUAGAAUUCAAAUGGAAACAUUCACAAUAAAAGUACCAGGAUUGGGUAUAUUAUUUAAUCAUGGUCCCGGUCUGUGUAAAGGUGAAGAAAUCUUAACAUGGCUUAUGAAACAAAAUAAAUGUCUAAUAGUGGAAGGCCCAAAUGCAUCCAAACAGCGAAAAAUGCUUUCACAAUGGAGUUUACCAAAUUCUACCAGAAUUUAUGUAGUUAAAGGAGAUAUCAGAUUACUUACAGUUGAUGCUAUUGUAAAUGCUGCUAAUGGACAAUUGAAACAUGGGGCAGGAUUAGCUAGAGCUAUUGUUGAUAUGGGUGGUAAAGAUAUACAGAGAGAAUGUGAUAAAUAUAUUGAUAAAUAUAGCCAGAUAAAAGAUGGGGACGUUAUGGUGAGUAGUGCUGGAAAUUUGAAAUGUAAGAAGGUCAUACAUGCGGUGGGGCCACUUUGGAAAGGAGGAAAAAAUGAUGAAGAAAAUAUUCUUAUGAAAACUGUGAAGAAUUCACUCAUCGCUGCUUCAAAUGAAAAUCUCAAGUCUGUAGCCAUUCCACCAAUUAGUACUGGAAUAUUUCACUAUCCAAAACAAGAGGCAGCCAAUGUCAUUGGUAAAACUGUGUACAGUUUUCUGAUAAAGAAUGCCAGUGAACUAAAAGAGGUAUAUUUAUGUGAUACCAAGAUGGGGAUACUUGAAAUGUACAUCAAUGUUAUACAGAAAGAACUGGGAGGAAAAGGUUCCCAAAGGACUGAUCAGGAGAAUGGAGCUGUAGGUGGAGUCCCAUUAGAAUCCCACCAUGACAGUGAAGAAGAUGAAUCUUCUACUGAGGAGGAUGAUGAAGAUGAUGAUGAUGAUGAUGAUGGUGUACAUGAAGAUGAUGGAUCAGGUUCAGACAAUGAAACAGGAUGGUCAUGUUUUGGAAAGACUCGAAGAUCUUUGGACUCAACAAGAGUAAAGAUUGUAUGUGGAGAACUAACCAAACAAAAGGCUGAUGUUUUAGUUAACUGUACAUCACCAGAACUAGAUUUAAAAUCAGGUGCUGUAUCACGUUCUGUAUUACAUGAUGCUGGAAAUUCUGUUCAAAUUGAAUGUGACGAGAAAUACAGUGGUGGUAUUACUCCAGGAGACGUAGCUUCAACAUCUGCAGGGAAAUUAUCUUGUCGUAAAAUCUACCAUGGAUGUCUUUUAUCUUAUAGAAAGGACAAAAGAGGAGCAGAAAAGAUAAUGAAGGUAUUUGUAAAGAAUUGUUUGGAGACUGCUGAUAGUGAUAAGUUAAAGAUCAUCUGUUUCCCAGCAUUGGGUAGUGGUCAUCUUGGUUUUCCAGCUGACACUUCAGCAACUAUUGUUUUUGAGGAAACACAAGACUUUUUCAAGAAAAAUCCCAAAUCUUCAGUUCAGCAAGUUUUAUUUGCUGUACACCCUAAAGACACAACAGUAUUGAAAGCCUAUGAGGACAUUGGAGAGAAAUUUGGAGUAACAUCAAGUAAAGGUUACUCAGGUUCAUCUAGGCAUGGAGCAUCUUCAGAUGGUUCAUCUAGACAUAGAGCAUCUUCAGAUGGUUCAUCUAGACAUCAAGCAUCUUCAGAUGCGUAUGUGGCAGGAAUGUCAGUAAAAAUUUGUAAUGGUGAUAUAACUAAAGAAAGUAGUGAUUGUAUUGUUAAUAUUUGUAACAGUAACAUGGAAAUGAAAUAUGGUAUUUCUAAAAUUAUAGCAGAUAAAGGUGGGCCUGAAAUACAAGAUGAAUGUUCACAGAAAAAAGGUGAAAUGUAUACAGAUGGUGUUGUAAUAACUGGUGGAGGUGAACUACAGUGUUCUAUGAUUUGUCACAUAAAAAUACAAAAAUCUCCUCACGAAUGGGAAAAAAUUAUAAAGAGUGCCUUGUAUAAAUUGAAUAAACAACCUGUAACAUCCAUAUCGUUUCCAGCAAUAGGAACAGGUGGAUUGAAAAUAUCGCCAAAAGAAUCGGCUAAAUUUCUAUAUGCUGCUCUUAAAUCAUUUGGAGACAAAAAUAAGCAUUCUAAAAUUAAAGACAUCAGGAUAGUUAUUUAUCAAGCGGAACAUAUGAAGGAAUUUGAAAGGGUAUUUGGAGUUACGAAGAAUGACAGUAAUAAGAAAAGGCAUGUCAAAAAAAACACAAAAGAACCAAGACAAAAGAAAUAUAAUGAUGAGGUGAUGUUAACUAUAUAUGCUGAAAAUGAGAAACAGAUGGAAGUUGUGAAGGAGAAGUUAUAUGAUAGAAUAAAUGGGGAAAUUGAAGAAAAGAGCAUAUCAGAAUGUAAUAAAAAAAAGUUGGAUAAACUAAAAAAACAUCAGAUAGACGAACUAAAAGAGAUAGCUCAUACAUUUCAUGUUAAAUUAAAACAUGAUAAGUCCAACAAUACAAUGACCAUAAAAGGACUUUCCAAACAAGUGAGUGAUUGCUUACCUCAGGUAAAUGACAAAAUUCAGUCGUGGACUUCAGUAGAACGGCAGAAAAUAGAGAGACAGAUGAUAAACAAAUUUGUUGACUGGGAAUACGAAGAAACACCUGGCGGAAGGCGCCGUUCAUUUGGACCAGGAAUAACAAGUAAAUUAGAAAAAGCUCUUAUAGAUAGAGAAAGGAAGGUAACUUUUACUGAUCAUCGAGAUCGUAAAUAUACAGUUGAUUUAAAGGAGAUGACGGAAUAUCGGGAUGGAGGAUCACAUAAACCAGUUAAAGUUUUUCGUAAUGAAAAGUUAUCUGUAAAAGGAGGACAUAAGCUUUUAAAGGGUGAAGAAGAUGCAUUAAAAGGUACAAAGACAGUUUAUUUUACUCUGGUUCCUAAACGAUCAUAUGAUGACAGUAGACCAGAAGAGUACCAUUUUAGGGUGGCAGAAUCACAAUUUGGCCGUCUUAUUGGAACCAAUGGAAAGUAUUCCGUUACAAAAGUGGAAUACGUUGUCAAUCCAGUUCUGAAAAAAAAGUUUGCAGAAGCUAAACAACAACUGAAGAAAUUACGUGGAGAUGGCAGUGCUCUUCCAGUUCUGGCAUUUCAUGGCACUGCUGAAGCUAAUAUUCAGCCUAUCUGUGAAAAUGGAUUUAAAAAGCUAGGAGAUCCUGACUUUAAGCAAGCAUCGAGUGGUAAACAGUGGUAUGGAGAUGGUGUUUAUUUUAGUGAAUAUCCCGAUUAUUCAAUGGGUUAUAUAAGGGGAUCUACCAGAUUAUUAUUAUGUCAAGUUUUACUUGGAAAGUCUUAUACCUGUACAUCUUUACGAAGCAGUUCUCAAGUUGAACCAGGGUAUGAUUCACACAUUUCAGCUGACAAGAAAGAGUUGGUUGUAUUUGAUACAAAUAGAAUAUUACCGUCUUAUAUUGUACAUUAUGGUGGUAAAAUUAAUGAAUAUAAAUUUUAAGUGUUGAUUAUGUAUAUUGAAUAUACAAUGUUAUGUGUUAUAUUGUACAUUAAAACCAGUAAAACCAGUGAACAUACAUUGUCUAAUUAAUUUCAAAAUAUAUGAAGGUUUUCAGUUAGUUUCCCCCAAUAAAAUCUGCUUGCAAUAUUGUUGUAAUGUUUGACAGCUAAUGUGUGCAUAACUAAACUGUUAUUAACUUUAUAAUCUAAGAAAUAUGAGUAAAAUGAGAUGUAACUACUGAUGCCAUGUUCAUGCCUAGAAAUUUUAUAAUUAUAAUAAAGAACAUCGGUGAAGAUAGUGCCAUGUCAAUGUCUGUGAUAAAAUAUGAAUCAAGUAAAGGUAAAAUUCCACAUCGGCUGUGAUUUUAUUAAGGAGUUAAUUGGUCCACAGUCUACAUUUCUUUACAAGUGUUUUUACUUUGAAAGAAUGAAUGCAUUGUUUACUUAUUAGUAGAGUAGGUUGAUUAAAUGUGAUUUAAAAUCUCAUUUCCUUUAUAAAUUAAGCCAUAUCUGUGGUAAGCUUUUACUUAAAACCUAAUUGUCCCCCGCCUUUCAUAUUUUUUAUUUGUUACUAUCAAUUGUUAUUGUUGCAGUUUUAUGGGAAAAUUUAUAUUUGUUAUUUAUAUUUGUUGCUAUUGCUUUAAUUGUUUUUUUAUGACUAACGAAAAGACAAUAUGAAAAUUGUUCAGUCAUUGUGGGGCCAUAAUUUAACAAGGAAAGCCCUUAUCUGUAGCACAUAACAGUAGUUAAGCAAUUUUUGUUAGUCAUAUUUUGAACCUAAAUUUUUUUGAGAAGGACAAUCUAAUUCUUUACAUGUUGAAAAGUUAUUAAAUUGGUAUACAUUAAAGCACUUUUAUCAACACUCAACCUUUAAUAUCUGUGAUUGCUUUUUAUAUGUCCACAUUUUCAUUUGGACCUAUAUUGUUGUUGCGCCCAUCCGUUCACAAUUUGUUUGUGGACACUCUACAGGUCACAAUUUUCAUUCAAUUUUGACUAAACUUAAAAUAUAGGUCUAUCUCCCAAAGAUCUUCGUUCCUUUCGAUAUUGGCAUAUAUCGAACCAUAACUUCAUGGAUUAUGGCCCCUGAUUGUAUGAAAAAUCAUGUUUUUAGCUUGUGGACACUCUAAAAGGUCACAAUUUUCAUCUGAUUUUGAUGAAACUUGAAAUGCAUGUUUAUAACCCAAAGAUCUUGGUUCCUUUCAAUAUUUGCGCAUAUCGGAUUGUAACUUUCUGAAUUAUUGCCCCUGAUUGUAAGAAAAUCACGUUUUUAGCUCGUGGUCCCUCUAGAGGUCACAAUUAAUAUCUGACUUAAAAAAACAUUUGAAUAUAUCACUGUUACACUGUAAUGACACUUGAGUUCGAAGGUCACAAUUUUGAUGAAACUUGAAAUACAUGUUUAUAACCCAAAGAUCUGGGUUCCUUUCGAUAUAUCGGAUCAUAACUUCCUGAAUUAUGGCCCUUGAUUGUACGAAAUAUCAUGUUUUCAGCUUGUGGUCCCUCUAGAGGUCACAAUUUUUAUCUGAUUUAAAAAAAAACAUUGGAAUAUAUCACCGUUACAUCCUAAUGAUCCGGAAUAAUUAUAUCACCGUUACAUCCUAAUGAUCUGGACAAAAUGGCCACCCCUCAUCCGCAAGUAGUGUAAAUAUAUGGUAUAUCAAGGUUGUGGACCCUCUAUUAGAAGUCAGAAUAUUGAUCCUAUUUUGAUGAAAAACGAAGAAAUAUAUCUUCAUAACCUAAAGAUCUUGGUUCCUGUCGAUAUUCACGCAUAUUAAUAUCGGAUCAUAACUUCCUGAAUUAUGGCCCUUAAUUGUACAAAAAAUCGCUUUUUGUUUAGCUUGUUCUCUAUCCAUCUCUUGCAAAAUGUGGGGAUAUCCUGCCUGGCAGCCGCUGGUUUAUAUUUGGCUUUAGCCCAGAGAAUCCUUAAAUUCAAUACUGGUAAAAUAUCAAUACUUAUGUUAUUGGCUGUAUAUAUGCUUUGAUGAAGUGUAUAAUGUAGUUGAUGCUUUUAUAUUUUAAUCUUGAAUGAAUUGGUUUGCAUCCUUAACAAAGUUAUUUUAAGUAAGAUUACAAUAUUCUAUUGAUUGACAAAUGUGAUAUAUCACACUCAAUUGAAAGUAUGUCAAUAAAUGUAUUUGAAUUGAAGAAAUGAAUAAAAAAUAUUUUAUUUAUCUUUA
Molecule: messenger RNA, 8658 nt
Organism: Patella vulgata (common limpet)
Lineage: Eukaryota; Metazoa; Mollusca; Gastropoda; Patellidae
Product: protein mono-ADP-ribosyltransferase PARP14
Exons: 19
Coding region: 123-6485 (2120 amino acids)
Biological process (GO): negative regulation of gene expression
Cellular component (GO): nucleus; cytoplasm
Molecular function (GO): transcription corepressor activity; NAD+ poly-ADP-ribosyltransferase activity
Source: RefSeq, a predicted model, not a curated record